Molecule: messenger RNA, 4177 nt
Organism: Microplitis mediator
Lineage: Eukaryota; Metazoa; Arthropoda; Insecta; Hymenoptera; Braconidae
Gene: pxb
Exons: 8
Coding region: 763-2397 (544 amino acids)
Source: RefSeq, a predicted model, not a curated record
CUUCAGUUGUGUCGAGAACCCGCCAGCUCUUAAGGUGGUCCCUCCUGCCUAACUGUUUACCUUUAUUUUACCACAAUACAAUACUGUCAUUUUAUAUAAUUCAUUACCACGCAUAAGCUUCUUUUAUUUGAUUUUAUUUUUAAAAUAUUUUCAUUUGUAAUCAUUUUUUUUUUUUUUGUCACUUUUUAUAAUAUUCCGGUAAACUUUAAUGAAAAACAGUGAAUUAGUGAUUCUUGUUUACAAAAUUAUUCAAGUGAUAUGAUAAAUAAUAAACAGUUUUGUUUAAAACUAUUUUACUCAUUAGGAAAACUAUCGCACUAAUUUAACUACCGAUUAUCAAAAUAAAAAAAAUUAAAUUAAUUGCAAUAUUUGUAAUUUAACCAGUAAAUAAUUUUACUUAAAUAGUCUUCUUCAUUACUGAGAAAAUUGAGGUAAAAAUAGCUAACAGUAUAGAAAAAAAAAGAAGUUUUUUUUAAACUUUUUUUAAAUCAUAAUGAUCCGACUUGCUGAGUGAGUAGUUCUUAAUGACACUUGUCAGAAAAACAAGUGAAAGAAAAAUGAAGGGAGCGAAAAAGUGAUCCAUUCUACGUCAAGCCGAUUGAAAAAAAUGCAGUUCCGACGCACGUGACCAGCGUUACACACAUGUGUAUUAUAAAAAAUAUUAUGAUAAAAUGGCCAGUCAUUUCAUCGUGACAAAUUCAUCCAGCAUUACUUCAUUGACAGUAUUAUUCAUUCGUCAGUUUGCGUACGUUCAAGAGGAGAAUGGCUAAACUCGAUAAAUUGGAUAACAUGGAUUGCCCAGAGUGUUCAGGACCACCACCGAUAUUUCGGUUACCUCCACCACCUAGGCCACCUUUCCUCACGGAAGCGGCAUUCUGCUCGGAAGCACCUUUAGCCGAGCUUGAGGACUGUGUUGCUAUUCCGAUGAUCGAUGCGUCUUAUCACGCCAAUCCGUCAUUACAAAACACAGCUUUGAUAAUUGCCUGUACUGUUAUUUUGUUGUUAAUGGCAGCGAUAGUUUCCGUCGUAUUUUGGAAACACAAAAGAAAAGUACAGAAUCUUCUACCCUGUAAAAGUGCAGUAGCAGUAACAGCGACAACAGGACGUACCCGUGUUUUGCCAAAUGGUCAAGCAUUAACGGGCGCCAACAGUAAUAUGAUGGCUGGCAAUAACACCGCACGUCUCUAUGAGGAUAUGAUGGAGCACGUACCCCAUUCGCAAAUCCACAAUCACUUGCCAGCUCAACUUAGGAUGCAACCAACAAUCGAGGUACGAGGUGUAGAUUCCUCGAGGCAGCAGAUGAUUGAUGUCAAUAAGGAGAAGAAUGGCAACCGAGGAGGUUUUGUGUGUAGCAGCCCUGGACCAGAUCCAUACGGAUCACAAGAUCUUUAUAAUCCAGUUUAUGAGGAACUUUGUAAUGGUGAUAAUCAACCUGAUACAGACGAAGAAGGUGAAAUAAACGGACGAAAUCGUUUACAUCAUCGCGCAUCAGCAAAUUCAAAAUCAGCAAGCGAAGAUGAAUUUGCUGAAGAUGAAUUGUCUGUUGGCGAACCUUCAGAGUCACGCGUGUUAACAUCAGCAUCACCUGGCCCAGUGUCAUGGAGCACAUGUCCUGCUGGAUCAUCACGAACUUCCCGUGAAAGACGUGGCAAAAGCCCCAGAAGUUUAGAUCGACGCAGGAAAAAUAAAGCUCAUGAUGUUGGUGAAUUUCACGAAGGAAUGCUUCUUGAUGCAUUGCUACACUUUUAUCCAAAUGUUCCUGGUAUAGCAGGAACUAAAAAUAAUUCUAGUCAACGAACAAAACCUGCUGUUACGGUAGCACAUAAAUUGCCAUACUAUGUGCCACAAAUGCCUCCUCAGUUUCAUACAAUAAACAAAGAAAUAAUUAACAAAGAAGAAGAAAAUCCUUACGAGAGUGUACCAGUUCUCGGUCCGCUGCACAAUUAUUCAAACCAAAAUAAAACAAACAGUAAAGACAAAUCAUCAAAUAAAGUACCGACAGUUGAUGAUUACAAUAAAUAUCCACAAUAUGCUUCUGAAUACUUUGGCUUACACAAUCAAGUUGUAACGCCAAUUUAUACACAAGUUGGUAAUGAUUAUUCUGACACCUACACUCAGCCAACUGAUAAACUUUACUACAGUGAUGAUAGAUAUGCCCAACCUGUUUACUUUACUUCCCGCGAUCCAGAUAAAACUUCUGCUGGUAAAUUGUAUCAAGGACAACCCGACAGUAGUUUUGGAAGUGAUAGUGGUUACAGUCAUCAUACGUCCGGUGGUACAACGAUUUAUAAUAAUGGUGGUACAAGAAGCAGUAUUACACGGACUAAUCAUCGUAAAGACAAACAUCGAAAUUCAAAUCAUUCUCAUCAUUCCGUCGAUUUCAUAUUUUCACAAUAAUUACUUACGAUAAAUUAUUUAUUUAUUUUAUCGUAAGCGCUAAGUGCAAUGUCAAGAUCAUCAAGAUUGUUCAAUGGUUUUUUUUUUUUUUUUACUUACAAUUAAUAUAAAUAUUUAUAUACAUAUUCUGAGUCAAUAGUUGUAAAUCAAUUUCUUAUACCAAAGCGUAAAAAAAAAUAUGUAUAACAGACAAAUCAAUUUAUUGGAUUAUUGUAUAUCAUCAAUAAAUAUCUGCCAUAUAAAUUUGAAAUUUUUACGAGAUAAAAAAUCAGAGGUUCAUCUCAUUAGGUAGAAUAAAAAAAAAAAAAAAGUAUACAUCAAGUGAGAUAAUUUUGAAUUAAUGAUAAGUAUUAUUUUUUAAGCUAUUUAUUAAAUAUUAAUUUAUACUGAAAAGAAAAAUAAUAAACAUGUCCUUAAGAUUUUUUAAAAAAUACUAAAUCUAAAAAAAAAAAUUUUAAUUGUACUAUUUAUUGUUUAUCGAAUUACGUUGACGUUAGAUUAAGAUAGAAUUUUAAAAAUAAAAAUUAAAAUUGGUUAAUAAAAUUUUUUAAUAGACCAAUAUGUAAACCAACUAAGGACAUUGUGAUAAUUAAAAUUUGAGAUGAACUUAAUUAUAUUUUUUUGUGCGUCCAUAUUUAUCUAUAGUAUAUAUGAUAAUUGAUAUAAGUAAUUUUUGAUCUUAAAACACUAGGGUAAUAAAUUCAACCAAAGAAUGAGAUAGUUUUGUACACGCUUAUUCGUGUAUCCAAAAAAAAAAAAAAUUAUGUAAUCCGCAACUAGAAUACUGUAUUAUAAUUUAUAAAACAAAAAUAGAAACUAAUACGUGAUUAAUAUUUUUUUUAUAAUAAUUAAAUAAUAAAAUUUAUUAUUGCACGCUUAUAUCGUCCAAUAGUUCAGCUUUCAUUGUUCUGUGAUUGUAAAAAAAAAGUAAAAUUAUACAUAAAAAAAAUUUUAAAAACACGAGUGAAUUGUCAAUUUAAGCAGUGACGUAAAGAAAGAUAGAAUUUUAAAAUGAAAAAUAAAAGAAAUAGUGUUAAAUAAAAAUUCAGAAUGCUAUUAUAGAACAAAAAGUCGUAGAAUUUUCAUAAAAGACAUGUACGUCAUCUUCUAUAUCAUAAAAACAAUCGUAGCUGGUAGACAAUGUCACUAUAUAGACCUCAACUCUCUUUAAAUUCUUGACUGGGAAAAUUUUUUAGCAAAAAAGACGAUGGGAUCCGUAAAGAUCGGGCUUACUCAUCUCUUAUCAGUAUUGUCGCAGUAAUAGAUUAUAAAAAUAAAAAAAAAAACUUUUUUUAAUACGAAAGAAUCGAAUGAAAAAAAAAAAAAAUGGAAAAAGCCAGUUCGCAGAACAGGGUAAAUAGUUUAAAAAUUUAUCUUUAAAAUAACAAAAAAUUUGAAUAAGUUAUAAAAUCAUCUACAUUUUACCUCACAGAAUUGUCUUAAUAUUAGUCAAGAACAUGUGCAAAUAUUAUUUUAAACAUUAUCGCAUUCAUACUAAUAAAUCAUUAAGUAAUCAAUUUAACUUUUGUAUAUUUUAUUAUUAAAAAAUUAAAAAUUUGUUAUUUUUAAUAAUUUUCAGUGACUAUCAAGUUAUUCAUAAAUCUUCCGAGAAAUAAAAUUUUAGGAAGAAAUUUUUAAGAAAAUAACAAAACAUGGAAUUAAGGCAGUUUUCUACUUUGAACGCUCGAAAAAAGACUAUUUUUUAUGAAAUUUUAUUGAGAUUAUGAAUAAAGGUAUACAUAUGUUUGUUAGGCUUAAUAAACACACUAUUGAAAUACAU